Molecule: messenger RNA, 2624 nt
Organism: Melopsittacus undulatus (budgerigar)
Lineage: Eukaryota; Metazoa; Chordata; Aves; Psittaciformes; Psittaculidae
Gene: CYP26C1
Product: cytochrome P450 family 26 subfamily C member 1
Exons: 6
Coding region: 152-1870 (572 amino acids)
Biological process (GO): sterol metabolic process
Molecular function (GO): monooxygenase activity; heme binding; iron ion binding
Source: RefSeq, a predicted model, not a curated record
CACCCAGCGGGGCCAGCCGCGGGGCUCCCGUCGCCGGCACCGGAGUUUGACAGCCGCCGGGGCCGCUCCUGCGGCCGGGCAGCCCGUGCCGUCGGGGCGGGGACCCGCCUCUGCCCCGCGCCAGCCCCGUCUGCUGCCGCCCUCGAGGAGGAUGCCGCUGGGGCUCUCCUGGCCAGAGGCUGUUGCUCUGGCGCUGCUGGCCCUGGCGCUAAUGGUCAUCCUGUGCCGGUACUUGUGGGCGCUGCGCUGGAGCCUCAGCCGGGACCGCGGCAGCGCCCUGCCUCUGCCCAGGGGCUCCAUGGGCUGGCCCUUCUUCGGAGAGACCCUGCACUGGCUGCUCCAGGGCUCUCACUUCCACAGCUCCCGGAGGGAGAAGUACGGGAACGUCUUCAAGACCCACCUCCUGGGCCGGCCGGUGGUGCGGGUGACUGGUGCUGAGAACAUCCGCAAGAUCCUGCUGGGUGAGCACACGCUGGUCAGCACACAGUGGCCUCAGAGCACUCAGAUCAUCCUGGGCUCCCACACCCUGCUCGGCUCCAUUGGUGACCUGCACCGCCAGCGCCGCAAGAUCCUGGCCAGAGUGUUCAGCCGCACUGCCCUGGAAUGCUAUUUGCCACGGAUCCAGAAGGUUGUGAGCUGGGAGCUACGGGGCUGGUGCAUGGAGCCGGGCUCCAUCGCAGUUUAUUCCUCCGCUAAAACCUUAACUUUCCGCAUUGCAGCUCGGAUUCUGCUGGGGCUCCGCCUGGAGGAAAAACAGUUCAAGGACCUGGCCAAAACUUUUGAACAGCUGGUGGAGAACCUCUUCUCCCUGCCCCUCAACAUACCCUUCAGUGGGCUGCGCAAGGGAAUUAAAGCAAGGAACAUGCUACAUGAAUUUAUGGAGAAAGCUAUACAGGAAAAACUGCAGAGAAACAACCCAGAAGAUCACAGCGAUGCCCUGGAUUUUAUAAUAAACAGUGCCAAGGAGCAUGGCAAAGAAUUCACCAUACAGGAGCUAAAGGAGUCAGCAAUUGAGCUCAUAUUUGCUGCUUUUUUCACCACGGCUAGUGCCAGCACCUCUCUGAUUCUCCUGCUACUGAAGCAUCCCUCAGUGAUUGAAAAAAUAAGGCAGGAGCUGCUGUUCAAUGAGAUGUACCAGCAGUGUGAGAGCUGCCCUGUGGAACACUGCCUGGACACCCUGACUACCCAGAGCAGAGACAGCAAGAGGCCACUUACCUGCCCUAUGGCCAGAGAUGCUCAUGAGGACCAGAGCCAGCCACCAGGCUCAGCAGAGGCAGGUUCCUGUCAGCCCAAUACCCCUCCAGAGCCCACCUUCCCCCAGAACAGUCCCUGCACUGGUCCCCAGCUCCAGGCACCAUCCGGACAGAGCUGUCACUGCCCCUCGGAUAUCAGCCUGGAGAAGCUGAGCCGCCUGCGCUACCUGGACUGUGUGAUUAAGGAGGUGCUGCGGGUGCUGCCCCCAGUCUCCGGAGGCUACAGGACGGCACUGCAGACUUUCGAGCUAGAUGGCUUCCAGAUCCCCAAAGGCUGGAGUGUCAUGUACAGCAUCCGUGACACGCAUGAGACAGCUGCUGUCUACCAGAGCCCCCCUGGUGGCUUUGACCCAGACCGCUUCAGUGCCACCCAGACAGAGGCUGUGGGCCGCUUCCACUACAUCCCCUUUGGUGGCGGGGUGCGGAGCUGCAUCGGCAAGGAGCUGGCACAGGCCAUUCUUAAGCUGCUGGCCAUUGAGCUGGUCAGCACAGCCCGCUGGGAGCUGGCCACCCCCAACUACCCUGCCAUGCAGACUGUGCCCAUUGUGCACCCUGUUGAUGAUGGGCUGCAGCUCUACUUCCACCUCUUGCAGCCUGGUCAGGGCAGAGAGGGGUGAGCCAGGGUAUGCUGCCCCCCUCAGCCCUGGUGUUGAUGUCCCUCCAUGGCUGCCAGGGGCAGUCUCUGCUGUGCCCAUGGAACUGGGUCACUGCAGAGCAAAACCCCAAAGGUCUGAUUUUUCACAUCCUGGUGUGCAAGCCAAUAGGGAAAGGUCUGCAGAGUCCUGCCUCUGAGCAUCAGGUAGGGACUCAGUCCCAGCCCAGGGGAAAAACCCAAUGAAGGUGCUGGCAGGGAGCAUCCCACAUAGGUGCUCAGCCAACCCUUUCCUCAUGCAGGUCUCCAGCCACUGGGGUGAGGGUGCAAAAUUCCCCGCCCUAGAGCCAAGGCCCACAGAGCUUUUUCUGUCAUGUGGUUAUCUCCUGGGUAUGUUAUAGUAGAGGCAGGACCAACAUCCUGCACAGUGUAGCUUUUUAGGUGUAAAAGGAGGGAAGAUGAGGAGGCUUUGCUGAAAAACACAAGCCAGGGCUGCCCAAUCCUCAGCACGAGCUCUAGCUAGAAUAAUAGGGUGAAAAGUGUAUUUUACUGUAAAUAUAUAAUCUCAUUCCUGCACUUCCCACUAGAGCUGGCACAAAGUGGACAUGUCUCAUUCACCCAGUAGUGGUAGCCAUGUAUCAGCACCAUACUGCUGCUAGGGGUCUGCUAUGAAGCCCCCUUCUGCGCUCCCUGCAGGAUGGACUCCCCAGUCACAGCCUGAUUGAGGGAUCGACCUGAAGCAGGAGAUAGGGCUUUGGGGAAUAAACACUUGGAAAAGG